AUGACCUAUCAUGCAUAUGUAAGCAAGAGUGAUUGGAAUCUGCUUAAACAAAUAUUUAAUUUAGAAUAUGCUUUAUUAGAUAACAAUUCAGAUAUCGAUCCAAUUUGGAUUUCACGUAGCCUAUCGGUGCCAAAAUCAAAAUUAUGCUUUAAUUGUGUUAAAAGAUCAGGUGAUGAAUUUGACAGUUUCAAAUUAACUAAACUUCGUGAUCAACUCAUCGAAAGCCUUGCCACAAUAAAACCAACUACCUCCCAAGAUAUCCUACAUCCCAAAAGUAACACCACCAGACUUGACAUCACUUUAACCAAUAACAGUAGAAGCCAAGAAGUUAUUCUUAAUUCAACUCAAUUGAUGUCAACUCAACAAAACAAUAAUGAAAUCAAUAUUACUAUGAACAUCAAUUCAAAAUCUCUUCACCAAUCAAAUAUGAAGAUGUUCCAAAACCUCGCGGAUAAAGAAUCUUAUGAUAGUUUUAUACGAGAUAAGCUACUAGAUAGUAGGGAAUCACCCAGCGCAAUUGCUGACACAUUAGUAUUAAAUUCACCAUGUUUAUUAGAGAUGCUUUGUAUAUUAUUAAGAAAAUCAAUGGAAAAUGAUUGGGUAUCACCAUCGCUACGAAAAGGUGCAGGUAUCUCUACGAAUCAAGACGAUUGGAAUCAAUUGGAUAGAGUGACACGAAUUAGUUUCACCAACGACCAGCUGCUACAGAUUAUUGAGAGUUUGAAUCUCGAAAUGCAAAUGGGUGACCAAGAGGAUCCCUAUCAAUUCCUCAGUGAUUAUUCAAAGUCAUCAUAUCAAUCCGAUCUACUUCUCACUCUCUACGGACUUGCAAACGGUCCCCGUAAGAUCCAAGUACUAUCGGCACUGGAAAGAUUCGGAUUCAUAAAGAUACUACAUACAAUUAUAACAACCAUAGAUUGGACUAAAUCUGAAUUCAAUGAAGACAACAAUAGUAAUAAUAAUAAUAAUGAUAAUCAAGUAUCGACAUCUUGGGAACCAAAUAUUUUAGGAUUACCAAAGCGUGAAUUACUUCGUGAACUCCUUCCAACGAUUGCAAAGAAUCGUACACUACAGAGAAUGGUUGAUAGAUUAAAUUAUAUAAUAUAUGUAGUUAUUAUCGUUUGUAAAAUAGGAAGAAUGUCACCACCAACAGAACCUUAUGAAUCUAAAAUAUUACAAGAUUCUCUUCAAAUCGAUAGUUUCGUAUCUAAUAUUAUAUCGGGUAGCUUUGAUCUCCAGUUGACAAUACAAGAUGGGGCUAUUGGGAAAUUUGAAGUGUAUUUAAGAGUAGACUUGAAGUUUAGUCAAAUGUCAGAGAGUUUGAAAAUAUUAGAUAGAAGUCUGGAUUGUAAUCAAAAAACAUUGAAAAUCAAUAUUCCUUUCGUUACACCACUCACCGGUGACACUAUUUUCAGAAUAUCAAUCAAUAGAGGUCCAUGCUCAGCUUUUCACAAUUUGGUAUUGGCUAAUAUCGAUGGACAAUGGAAACUUGAGAUUCCUUACGUUUUUAACGAGUCUUUGGAGUCACUAGGUUAUCGAAUAUAUAGAUAUACAGAUGACACAAACCAAUCGUUCUAUAGAUAUAAUGAAUGGACUGCUACCGACAGUUAUUCAAUCGAAACUUUAUCCAAAUAUUUCUUUGGAGAUUUUAUAGUCAGUGGAGGCUCAGCAGCUCAAAAGAUGGAUUACAAGUUCAAAUGCAGAUCAAGAUACGGAUCAGACGAGGAACGAUAUAAACCCAAACCUACUUUAGAACAAUUGGCAGAUAUUAUAUGUUAUAAUGCAUCAAAGUUGUCAGCCAACAGUGUUUUGAUUUAUUUCAUCGAUCAGAAUGAUAAAGUCUUUGAUAUGACCAUUCCAAGUAAUGAGAUUGGAGAUUACGAUCCACAUAAACUGAUUGAUUUACUCAAAUUGGGAUAUCAGCACUUUGUAGAUAUGGAGGAUAUCGAUCAAUCAUCAGAAUACAAUGAUAAACAAUUUACUUUAAAAACAACUCAUUUUAAUAUCAGAUCAUCAGAUAUCGAUAUAUCCAGAGAUAGUCGCAAUAGAAAUUCGUGUAUAAAGAUGGGAAACAAACAAAUUAAAAAGUUUAUUAUUAAUAAAUCUACAAUUUCAAAAUAUCUUUCAAAAAAGAAAAUUAAAAUUGUUUUGACCAUCGUAGCAUUGAUAGUUAUUACAUUGAUUAUAUUUACAAGUGUUUAUAUUGUAGAGAAGAAAAAGAGAGAGAAUAAUAGUAUUAAACAUAAUGAUACUAUAAGUAGUUUAAAAACAAAGAAUGUUAAAAACAAUAGUAUCAAUCCAACUAUAAUUUUAUCUUUAGAUGGUUUUAGAUAUGAUCUACUAGAUAGAGGUAUAACACCAAAUCUAAAAUCAUUGUAUGAUGAUGAUGAUGCAUCAAAAAGUAAUAGUUAUGGCGUAAGAGCUGAUUAUAUGACACCUCAAUUUCCUACAAAAACAUUCCCAAAUCUAACAUGUGCAUGUUAUCUUUGGCCAGGUUGUCAAGAAUACUUUCCAAAAUAUAAUAUUUAUCCAUAUAUAGGAACAAAAUCAGAUGUUGUAAUAGAUCAAGUUAUAGAUUGGCAAUUAAAUGAGAAACCAAACUUAACAAUGGCAUAUCUUUAUGAUGUAGAUAUUGCUGGACAUCAUAAUGGUGUAGAUUCGUUGAAAUUCAAUCAAAGUAUAGCAUUUGUGGAUAAUGCUAUUGGAAAACUAUUAUCAUCCCUAAAGAAAAAUCAACUAUUCGAUUCAACCAAUAUAAUAAUAGUAUCUGAUCAUGGAAUGACCAAUAUCAUCGAUACAAUAGAUGUAUCUAGCUAUAUCAAUACAACGGAGGUCUAUGCACCAGAUAUCUCACCGAUACUCUCUGUCUACGAGAAUGAUAUCGGUGGUGAGAAAGCAUUGUUAGAUACCUAUAUUAAAUUGAAAGAAGCCAACCUUGAACAUUUAAAUAUAUAUUUUAAAAAAGAUAUACCAAGCUCUCUUCACUAUAGCAAUCCAAAUAACGAAAGAAUUGCACCGUUGAUCGCAAUAGCCGAUGAAGGAUAUCAAAUCAUUUUGAAUUCAUCUCCAAUAGUUGGAUUAGGUAGUCAUGGUUAUUCAAAUAGUAGUAGUAAUAAUAAUAAUACACCACAACAACAAAUAGUUAAAAAGAUACCAACUAGAAGAGUUACAACUUUAAAGAAAAAGAUUGAAAAUGAUGAGGAUCAGAGUUCAGAUUUAAUAGAGACAUCGAAAUCAUUGUUAAAGAAAGAACAUCAAAAGUCAAAGAGACUACAGAGUAUACAUGAUCGUGCACCUGAAGAUCGUUCUCUCUCGCAGAAAGCAUACUUUGAGAAGUUGGCAAAGUCUGGUAAGUUUGAAGAGGCAGAGGAGCUACUGAAGCAUAUGCCUGAGGAGCGCAGAACGAUCUACGCUUACGAGAAUCUGCUUCUGGCAUGUGCAGAGAGUGGCAAGUUCAAUCAGGCUUGGAAUACCUACAACACCAUGAAGAAAGAUCACAUCAAACCGACCAUCUAUACACUCGGUCAUCUCAUCAAUGUGUGUACGACCGCCAAUAACAUACCGAGUGCGAGCAUCCAGGAGCGAGUCAACAAGAUACUCAACGAGAUCGAGAAACACGAGAUAAAGAUCUCUGUUACCUUCUUUAAUAUCUUGAUGAAGACGUUGGUAUCGAUCGGCAAGUUUGACGAUGCUCUGUCGUUCAUCGAUAAGAUGAAAGCGAUCGGUGCCAAGCCGGAUAUCUCUACGUACACUACCUAUGUUGUGGCGAUGCAGGAGCAAUAUAAAACACAACAGCAGUUCAAUGAGAACAAACGGUAUUUGUUCGAGCGUAUUGCAUACUCACACGACCAUCAGGAGUUGGACACACUUCGCGUCGAAGGACUCAAGCAAAUAGAGAAAUACACCGAGAUCAUUCAAUCACUCAAGAGAAACAACGUGCAACCCGACCGUUACUUUGUCAAUACAAUCUUACAUGCAUGUAAACAAACAAAGUAUCCAGAGGGUGUAUUCGAUGUCUAUAAAACAUUCAAAGAGAUGAGAUUCACUCAGAAUCUACAAUCUGAUACGAGAACCUAUGAUAUCUUAAUAUCAACUUGUAAUUAUAUUAAUAAGAUUGAUAAAGGUUUGGAAUUAUUUGAAGAGAUGAUUAAUAAGAAUAUUAGACCGGAUAUAUCAUUGAUAAACAAUCUGUUUAGAUUGUCACUUAGAAUAGCAUCGACAAAGAAUCAAGAUAUCUAUGAUAACGAGCUGUUUAUAGAGAGAAUUAUGAAAUAUAUGAAGAGAUACGAUCUACUUCCAAACAGCGAGUCAUUCACAGUCUUGAUAUCGACAUACGCGAAACAAGGUAAACUAGAGAAGGUUUAUGAAUUAUUCUUGGAAAUGAAAGAUAUGAAUAUAAAACCAAAUAUUAAAGAUUAUACAGGUUUGAUAACAGGAUUAAAAGAUGAUAUCGAUAAAGUAAUGAAUGUAUUCAGAGUUAUUAUGUCACAAGGUUUGAAGUUAACACCAGAGUUUGUAAAACUGAUAUUAUCUAUCGUCAAGAGAAAAGGUUCUGGCCAACACGUAGAAGAGAUUUCAAGUGGAAUAAGAGAAUUAGAGAAACUAAAUAAAUAA
This is a messenger RNA of Heterostelium album PN500, 4614 nucleotides long. RefSeq lists its product as uncharacterized. Lineage: Eukaryota; Evosea; Eumycetozoa; Acytosteliales; Acytosteliaceae. Gene Ontology annotation, molecular function: protein binding. Bases 1 to 4614 code for a protein of 1537 amino acids. The transcript has 15 exons. The record is from RefSeq and is a predicted model, not a curated record.